This is a messenger RNA of Punica granatum (pomegranate), 2689 nucleotides long. The record is from RefSeq and is a predicted model, not a curated record. Lineage: Eukaryota; Viridiplantae; Streptophyta; Magnoliopsida; Myrtales; Lythraceae.
UCUGAAUUUCCUAAGUGCAACCUUGCAAUUUCCUUGUUGCCCCCAAAACCCAAUCCAUCCCGUCUCUCUCUGGCCUCGUCAGUGUCAGAGCUGACGUCACCACCCAAGUUGGUUGGCUUCAAUGGUGUCGUCCCCUGCAUGCACAUGGAAAGGGACGGGACGCAAAUAUCGGCAGUCGCCUACUUCGACCAAGAAGAAGGAACAAGUGCGAGGCCCAAGAAAAAAGUUGUCUCUGCUUGUAUCGCCCUUCUUGUCCCACUCCUCUGCCGGAAGCUUCUGCCUUUCAGCUCCUGGAGCUGGAAGGUUUUCUUGCUAUAUGCAAUCCGGCCAUCAGUCGUUCGAUCAUUUGCUUCUGUGACCAAGCGGGUGACUUUCUGGGCAUACCGUGUUCUGUUAUUCACUGGGUCUGAGUUCCUCUUGCUGCGAAAUGGGAAAGAAAAGGGUGAUGGUGCCAGCAGAGAGCUUGGACCUGUCCGCUGUCAAGUACGAGCCUCCCGUUGUUCAAGGUCCCCAUUUGACGGGUUUCUUAUUUAAGCUGUUUGCCAAGCUUGUCGAGGCGCCGGUCAUCGGUUCGCUGAUGAUAUCUUCCAUGAAGAAGCAAAUGAAAAUGGAUUUUUUGAAGAUGACUGAGGUACCGGAGUCGCCGAUGUUCAGGCCUGAAUUUCCUCCUCAAGAGCCAGAGCCCAAUGUGGUUUUAUUAGAUGAAGAUUGCAAACCUGAAGAUCGCACUGAUUUUGCCUUGAAAUGUCUCCCGGACUACAGUCCCCCCAGCUCCUUAAACAGAGAGCAUAGCGCAUUCCGCUACUGGAAGAUACGGGAUUAUGCUUAUGCUUAUCGUUCUAAGCUUGUAACCCCGGCCACUGUUGCUGAGCGCAUAAUUGCCAUUAUCGAAGAACUUAGCCAGAGAAAUCCUCCAGCUCCUUUAUUAAUUUCCUUUGAUGCCGAGGAUGUACGAAAACAAGCAGCAGCUUCAACAAAGAGGUUUGAGGAAGGGAAGCCAUUAUCGGUCUUGGACGGUAUUUUUAUUGCAAUCAAGGACGACAUCGGCUGUUAUCCGUAUAUCUCAAAGGUUGGUACAAGAUGGUUGCACAAGGUCAGUUCUGACAAUGGUGAUGCAGCUUGUGUCUCAAAAUUGCGAAGCUGUGGCGUAGUUCUCUUGGGGAAGGCCAAUAUGCAUGAAGUACGAAUGGGGGCAAGUGGAAACAAUCCAAACUACGGAACUGCAAGAAACCCUCAUGAUCUAGACAGAUAUACGGGAGGAUCUUCCUCAGGAUCAGCAGCAAUUGUAGCUUCUGGGCUAUGUCCCGCUGCACUUGGAACCGAUGCAGGAGGUUCAGUGCGUAUUCCUUCUUCCCUAUGCGGGGUGGUGGGCUUGAAGUCAACAUUUGGACGAACAGAUAUUGGCGGGUCAUUCUGUGAUUUUAGCACUGUGGAAAUUAUUGGACCAAUUACAUCAACUGUGGAAGAUGCCAUGCUGGUGUAUGCUGCUAUUCUCGGUGCCUCUCCUGCCGAUAGAAUCUGCUUGCAACCUUCUGUGCCUUGUCUGCCCAAUCUGCAAAACUCUGAUAUUUUCGGGCCAGUGAGACUUGGGAAGUAUACCACGUGGUUUAACGACGUACACUCAACUGAUAUCUCUGAUACAUGUGAAGAUAUCCUCAGUCAGCUCUCAAAGAUCCAUGGCUGUGAAGUAGUAGAGAUUGUAAUACCAGAGUUGCUCGAGAUGCACACUGCUCAUGUAGUUGCAAUGGGCACUGACAUGAUACAUUCAUUGGAUCCUUACUGGGAGGACAGCGGUAAAGGUGCGAAGUUCACAUAUGAUACACGGAUAAAUAUAGCACUAUUGAAGUCGUUUAGUGCUUCAGAUUAUGUUGCUGCGCAGUGUCUUAGACGAAGAAUGAUGCACCAUCACAUGGAUAUUUUCAAAAAAGUUGAUGUCAUAGUAUCGCCCACAACUGGAAUGACAGCGCCUGAAAUACCACCUAGCGCUCUCACAUCUGGCGAGACGAAUCUGCCAGUCACAGGUAGUCUUAUGCGGUUUACUGUUGCAGCAAACUUCCUGGGUUUCCCUGCUAUUACUGUCCCUGUUGGGUAUGAUAAACAGGGCCUCCCAAUUGGUCUGCAAUUCAUGGGCCGUCCAUGGGGUGAAGCUUCUAUUCUACGUCUUGCUUACGCAGUUGAGGAACUAUGUUCUUCUCGGAAGAGACCUGCAUCAUUCUUCGAUGUCUUGCAAGCAAACUGAAGCUGGAAAAUUGUUGCUUCUGUUUGGUCACUGUCAAUCACCAGCCGUAAUGAGUGAGAGUGUCCCGAUUCAACUGCAAAUAAAAAGGUUGUAAUAUGAGGAUUCUGGUCCGCGAAUAGCGUUCGUGCAGAAGAUUCCUUCCUUGCCGGGUAUAGGAGAGUACAUUUUUCAGAAGAAAUUGGAGAAUUUCCAUUAUCAGAGCAUGCCUUAACUAGGGAGGAGUUUCCCUUUUCACCUCAUGUGGUGGAUGAGCUACUACAACCUGAAACAGCCACCCGGAAACGACUCAUCAUCGGAGCUGUCGGUCAUAUCACUGCUCCGAUAAUCAGAUUACACUCGGAUAAGCGACACACCUGGCACUACAUAUAUGCAGAUUUUACCCGAAUCCUUGAAUCCGAACUUCUCAUUCCUAUCUGCGAUCUCGUACCAUUGAUGUUCUCAUUUCUCCGA